Molecule: messenger RNA, 1372 nt
Organism: Aspergillus versicolor CBS 583.65
Lineage: Eukaryota; Fungi; Ascomycota; Eurotiomycetes; Eurotiales; Aspergillaceae
Product: SDR family oxidoreductase
Exons: 4
Coding region: 1-1278 (425 amino acids)
Source: RefSeq, a predicted model, not a curated record
AUGUCUCAGCUUCAGAUCCAGUCCAAGGGAAUUUACCUAGGCCUGCCCACGUUUCCGGACACGCAUCAAGGGUACACGGCUGUCGUGGCGGGCGCCAACGGUAUUUCGGGCCACCACAUGCUGCGUGUUCUAUGCGAGUCGCCAAACAGAUGGAAGAAAAUCUAUGCUGUUUGCCGACGACCUCCUAUAGGGGAGUGGCCAGUCCAUGUCGAACACGUCUCGCUGGAUCUCCUUCAACCGCCAGAAAUUCUAGCAGCGGAGUGCUCAAAGCGUGGAAUAAAACCUGAUUAUGCGUUCUUCUUCGCUUAUAUCCAGCCGAAGCCCAAAGAAGGCGAGGCUAUUUGGAGUGCUGUGGAUGAGUUGGUGAGAAUCAAUACACUGCUAUUAAGAAACUUCCCCGAGAUGUUCGCGUUGGCACAGACGGUCCCUAAGAGGGUUCUUCUUCAACUCGGGGCCAAGUAUUACGGCGUCCAUCUGGGGCCCUCGACAGUACCGCAGGAGGAAUCCGACCCUCGCGUUCUGAUCGAGCCGAAUUUCUAUUAUCCGCAGGAAGAUUACCUUGUCAACUUCGCUCAACAGCAUAACAUUGGAUGGAAUGUUAUCCGCCCUUCGUGGAUUCCUGGGGCUGUUCCUGAUGCUGCCAUGAACCUGUGUCUUCCUCUCGCAAUCUACGCUGUCGUGCAAAAGCAUCUCGGCAGGCCACUGGAAUAUCCAUCGGACCUGGUGGCUUGGGAAACGAAUCAGACCAUGUCAUCCGCAAUGAUGAAUGGCUAUUUGGGAGAAUGGGCACUCCUCACCGACCAGGCAAAGAACGAGAGCUUCAACGCCUCCGACGACUGCGCCUUCACCUGGGAGAAAUUCUGGCCUAGGCUAGCAAAGCGUUUCGACAUGGAAUGGAACGGUCCAGUGGACGAGCCAUCGCAAUACAAAGAGACUCAGACACAAUAUAACCCUCCCCCUCGGGGAUAUGGACCCCCGGCCACAGUGCGGACGCGAUUUACAUUGACAGACUGGGCGAAGCAGCCUGAGAUUCAAGAGGCCUGGAAGGACAUUGCGACAGAGAACGGGCUUACUGAUACAACUUUGGGCGAUAUUGACCGUAUCUUUGGAUUCACAGACGCUGCCCUUAGCAAUCCUUUUCCAAUUCAUUUCAGUACCGCGAAAGCCAAGAAGACGGGUUUCUUUGGCUUUGUCGAUUCGAGCGACUCUAUAUUCCAUGUUUUGCAAGACUUCGUAGCCCUCAAGAUGAUUCCGCCCCUCCCGGAGGAAUCGGCCUAGCGAGGAUCUGUUUUUUGAUUGCUUUUCAAGUGUUUGACUAUCCUGCGAGGAUGGCUUCAAAGAGACCGUUAUUAUAUACAAGAAUUGAAUGCCU